This is a messenger RNA of Anneissia japonica, 662 nucleotides long. RefSeq names its product probable ergosterol biosynthetic protein 28. Bases 148 to 567 code for a protein of 139 amino acids. Gene Ontology annotation, cellular component: membrane; endoplasmic reticulum. Gene Ontology annotation, molecular function: protein-macromolecule adaptor activity. The transcript has 5 exons. NCBI's taxonomy places the organism in Eukaryota, Metazoa, Echinodermata, Crinoidea, Comatulida, Comatulidae. The record is from RefSeq and is a predicted model, not a curated record.
CAAAUGUAAAUUUGUACACAAAAACCAGUGUGCAAAAUCAUAAGCUGAUGUGAUGUACAGCAUUUCAGUUUGAUCAGUAGCGUAAACCUAGUCAUCAAGUUGGUUGAUACUAUAUUUCCAAGCCUAUAGCCAAUAUGAAAAUUUAAAAUGUUGCCAGGCACAAGUCUUCAAUCGUUUUUGCGGAGUUGGAUUGGGGUUGUUGGCUUUAUGGCCCUUGGAAACACAGUUCAAUGUUUCAUCUCAGGGAAUGGAACCACUGAAAGACUGUAUGCUGGGUCUGAAGACCAAGUUACAUCAUUAGCUGUUCGUCUUUUUGGGGUAUGGACCUUCCUUGCUGCUGUUCUUCGUAUAACAUGUGCCUUGUACAUACAUAACAAUCAAGUUUAUUUCCUUACUCUAGGUUCAUUUAUACUGGUGUUCGUGCAUUUUAUAUCUGAGCUGUUAAUCUUCAAAAGUGCAGUAUUUUCUGUUGAAAUUAUAUCUCCAUUGGCAAUAUCCGGAACAUCAAUUAUUUUGAUGAUAGUUGGAAGAUGGUUCCUUGAACCACAUAAGGUUAAGAGGCACUAGUAGAAGUAGUAUGGAGUGAUCGAGAUAAUGAAUUCAGAAAAAAAGGUUCCAUCAUAAGAAGUGGCAUUAUAAAAUAGUCCGUCAUUGAAAUAUGG